AUGACAGGAUUUGAAAUAUUUAAAAAAAAAUAUCAAGUUAUACAAAUUUUAAAUGAAAUUAAUAAUAAUUUAGAAGAAAGGUUAAUAUCAAUUGCAAAAGAUAAAUCUGGAAAGUUAUGUGUUUUAAAAGAAAUUAAAUAUUUAAAUAAUAAAAAAAAAUUGGAAGAAUUUAAAAAAGAAGAGAAAAAUGAAGAGGGAAUUCAAAAGAGAAUAUAUCAAAGAAAUUUCAAUUUAGAAUUUAACCAUUUAAAAAAUUUUUCUCAAAUGAAUCAUACUAGUAUAAUUAAAUAUAUUGAACAUAUUGAAAGUAAAGAUGAAUUUGGUUUAGUUGAUAGAUGUAUUUUUGUUACAGAAUACUAUGAAGAUGGUGAUUUAUCUUCUAUUAAAGAAAUUGAAUUUAAAGAUAUUAUAAAUUUAUUUUUAAAAAUGUUAAUAAAUUUAAAAGAAUUUCAAAAUGUAAUCAUUCAUAGAGAUAUUAAACCAGAGAAUAUAUUUUUGAGAAAAUUUAAAAAUAAUGAUGGUAAAGUUGAAUUGGAUUGUUAUUUAGGUGAUUAUGGUAGUGCACAAACAUUAUAUACUCAAAAUAAAUCAACAUUAAUUGGUACAAAUCAAUAUAUUGCUCCUGAAGUAAUAGAAAAAAAGGGACAUACAAAUUUAAUUGAUAUUUAUAGUUUAGGUAAAACAUUACUUUCUUUAAGUAAAAGAAAUACAGGAUUUGUUUAUAAUAGAAUCUAUUUAAAAUUAUUUGAAAUUAUGACAAAUCCAUUUGAAACUAGACCAAAUGUUAAUCAAUUAAUAGAAUUCAUGUGUAGACAUCAUGAAAAUUUGAAAUACACUCUAUUAGUUAGUGAUUUUCAACACAGAGAUUCAAUUAAAUGUUUAAACUAUUUAAAAGAGAAACUUAUUGGAAUUUUAGACAAUAAAACAAAUCCUUUAAAAAAGAUUCAUAUAGAUAUGGAAUUUCAAGGUAAAACCUAUCAUUGUAAUGGUGUAUUAAGAUCAGAAUAUUUAAGAAAUGAAUACAUUUUAGAAAAUUAUCCAAUAAAUAAUAAUAAUAAUAAUAAUAAUAAUAAUAAUAAUAAUAAUAAUAAUAAUAAUAAUAAUAAUAAUAAUAAUAAUAAUAAUAAUAAUAAUAAUAAUAAUAAUAAUAAUAAUAAUAAUAAUAAUAAUAAUAAUAAUAAUAAUAAUAAUAAUAAUAAUAAUAAUGAAGGAGAAGUAGUUCAAGUGAUUGAGUUGGUUUCAACUGAUGAAAAACACUACUCUGUACUAGAGGGUCAUAUCAAUUUAAGUGAGUCACCCAUUUUAAAUUCUUUAUCUUUUCAUGAUUUUAAAGUCAUAAGAGGUACAGCUCCUAUUAUGCAUUUUAACGAUAUCAAUACUUCCACUACUGGAGAAGAAGAAGAAGAAGAAAAAAAAGACAAUCUGAAACGUCAAAAUGAAAAUAAUCAAAUAGAACAAGAAGAUAAAGGAGAAAAACACUUAAAAGAAACUUUAAAUAAUAAUAAUAAUAAUAAUAAUAAUAAUAAUAAUAAUAAUAAUAAUAAUAAUAAUAAUAAUAAUAAUAAUAGUAAUUAUAAUAGUAAUAGAAAAUGUUUAUUAGUUUUAGUGCCAAUGAAAAAUCAUUCAUUUAGAUUAUAUAAAGAUAUAUUAAAAAAUGCAGAUGAAACAACAGUUGAAAUUAUUCAAUUAAAGGCAAUCUUUCAUUCAUUAUUAGCUUCAUAUUUGGUAUCAUUAACAGGUGUUGAUUUUGCACUUCAAUUUCUAAUUAGAGGUGAUGGUAUAAAUGUUUACUUUGAACCACCACAACCUUCAGAUACCACCACUUCAAAUAAUGGUGAAAUUAAGUUAACAGAUUAUGGAUUUAAAUUUUUAUUCCCAUUUAAACAUGUUUCAACAGUUUACUCUGAAUGCAAUUCUACUUAUUUCGAUAUAUUUCCACAAAGUAUUCCAGUAAAAAACCCAUUAGUAAAAGAAAUACAACAAUUUUUUAAAGAUGAAUCUCAAACAAAAAUUCCAUUCACUACAAUAUUUCAAAGAUUAAUUUCAAUUGUAUUGAGAGAGGAAUAUCAAUAUAAAAAAUACAAAGAGUUGGAAUAUUAUUUUGAAGCAUUUAAUUCUAUCGAUCAUCACUAUCAACAACUAAAAAUAAAUAAUGAAAACCUAGUCAAAUCAGAAUAUAUAACUAGAUUAAUAGAUUCAAAAGAAAUUAUAAAAGUUGUAAAUCAUCUUACAUUCAUGCCAGUUGAUGACUAUUUCUUUUAUGUAGUUCCUCAUAAUGAAAAGGUUUAUGGAAUUGAAGUUUAUAAGAAUUUUCAAGAUAUUGAUUUCUUUGGACAUGCAAUAAAUAUAAUUAGAUUAUCAUUAGCAAUUUUAAAUGAUCAUAGUAAACAUUUUAAAUUUAUUGAUGCACAUAAGGAUAUAAAUAGUAGUAUUUAUUAUUUUGUUUAUGAAUUACCUCCAUCUCUUGCAAGUAAUUAUAAAUCAACAUCUGAAAUUCAAAUCAACAACAAGAACAACAACAACUUCUACAACAACAACAACAACAACAACAACAACAACAACAACAACAAUAAUAAUAAUAAUAAUUCUAAUGAUAAAUCUGAUAAUGAAAACAAAUUAUUAUUUAAACAAUUAAUUAAUCAACAUUUUAAUAAUUGUAUUGAAUUUAUUAAUAAUAUUAAUACAUUUGCUCGUGAAAAAAACCCAAUUAAUAUAUUAUUAUAUUCAAUGCAUACAAUAAUUACAAAAAAUGAAAUGAAUGUAUCAAGUCUUUAUUAUUCAUAUAUGUUAUUUGGUAAAGUUAAUCAAUGUAUAAUUGGUUCAUUUUAUGAUAUUGGUAAAUGGGUUUAUGGUGACCAAUUUGAAAAAAAAAUUAAAAGUGCAACAUUUUUAAAGAAUCUUCAAUAUUUAGUUUGGUAUAAAAUGAGUAUGAUAUCUAAUAAUCAUCAUCAAGUUUAUUUUAGUCUUUCUAAUCUUUAUAGUAUCCUUAAUGAAGAUGAUAAGGAUAUGAUGAUUCUAAAUUUAGAAUCAUCACUAAAAAUUAAUGAAAAUAAUGAAAAUGAAGAAAGUUUACCUCAAAAAUUAUUCAAACUUGAUGAUAUUGAAUUUGGUGAUAAUUUUAAAUAUUCUAAAAUUUUAAUUGGUGGUAUUUGUUAUUACAUUUUAAAUAUUAAAGAAGGUGAUAUAUUUAAAGAGGAUCAAUUUGGUUUAGAAAAGAAAAUCUUAUUAUUAGAACUUAAACAAUUAGAAAGUGGUAAAAAAUAUUUAUGUUUUAGAAAACAAUCACAUCAAACAAAUACUUUAAAAGAAUUGAAAUUCAAUUGUAGAACAAUUAAUAAAAAAAUAAAUGAUGAAAUCAUUUUGGAACCUUUAUUUGUAGUUGAAGAUUCAAAUGUUACUUUCCAUUUCUAUGAAUAUAAAUCAUCAUUUGAAAAUAUUAAAUCAAUUGAAUCAUAUAGUAAAGAUAAUAGUACAGAUUAUAAUGGAAUAGUUAUUAUAAGAUCAUUACUUUAUUAUAUUCAAUAUUAUUUAUCAAAUUAUAAAAAUGAUGACGAUGGUUCUGAUGAUGAUAAUGACAAUGAUAAUAAUAGAUCAUUAAAAUUGGUAUUAGUUAAUAUGAAAGAUAAUGAAUCAUUAAUUUAUUUAGAUAUUCAAUAUUUAAUAUAUAGAUUAUACGGUGUUGAUAUUUCUUUAACAAAUGAAUGGACAAAAAUUAAUGAAUCAUUAAUAAAUGGUACACCAUCAUUAAUUACAAAUUUUAUUCAAACAAAUAGAAAUAAAAUUUUAAAUGAUUCAAUUUGUUUAGAAAUUUUAUCAAAUGAAUUAAUGAUAAAGUUUAAACCAAUUGAAAUUGAAAUUCAAAGAGAGAUAAACCAUGUUACUUCUGUUGUUUCUGUUGUUGAUGUUGAUGUUAGUGGUAAUUCAAGUAAAAAGAAAUUUGUUAGAAAAGCAAUUGGUUCAAUAAUUGAUUUAAAAAUUAUUGGUAAAAAUUAUGGUGGUAUUGAUUUAUCAAAUCCUCGAUCAUUAGGAACCUAUAAUUUAAUUGGUGAUUCAGUUUUUAGAAAUAUUUCAUUUUUUGAAAAUAAAAAAUUAUUUGAAAAAUUUGAUACAAAUGUUAACUUUCAAAAAGAAAUUGAAUUUGUUAAAAAUUAUUCAAAAUUUUUAAAUUUUGAUAUUUCAAAUAGAAUACCAAGAGAGUAUAGUAUAUUAAAAUCAAUUAAAGGAAUGAAUGGUGUUGUUCAAAUUGAUAGUUGGUAUCUUGAAAAUGAUAUAAUCUAUAUUUUAAUGGAUUAUUUUGAUGGUCAAAAUUUAUUAGAAGUCUCUCAAGAUCUCAUCAAUGAUUUUACUUUAUUCUCAAUAUUAAAUCAAUUAUCAAAAAUAUUAUUUGAAUUAGAAACAGUUUAUUCAAUUCAUCAUCGUGAUUUAAAACCUGAUAAUAUAUUAAUUAAAAAUGAUUUAACAAUAUGUUUAGCUGAUUUUGGAAUUUCACAUUUUUCAAAAGAAUUAAAAAAUGAUCAAGAUUUAUAUUAUUCAAAAGAUGGAACCCUUGGUUAUCAAUCCCCAGAAAUUUAUAGUAGUGAAUUAAGAGGUAAUGGAGAUAUAAAAAAUCAACCUUAUAAAAUGGAUGUAUUUGGUUUACGUUGUGUUAUGAAGUAUUUAAUGUCUAAAUUUAAUUCUUCUUCUUCUAAAUUAAAAGAAUUGGUUGAGAAAAUGGGUUUUUUUAAUUAUGAUGAUCGUAUAAGUUUAAAAGAACUAAUAGAAUGUUUAAAUAAAUUAUAA
Dictyostelium discoideum AX4 is the source of this 4779-nucleotide messenger RNA. RefSeq lists its product as hypothetical. The record is from RefSeq and is a predicted model, not a curated record. The transcript has 10 exons. Gene Ontology annotation, molecular function: ATP binding; protein serine/threonine kinase activity; protein serine kinase activity. NCBI's taxonomy places the organism in Eukaryota, Evosea, Eumycetozoa, Dictyosteliales, Dictyosteliaceae. Bases 1 to 4779 code for a protein of 1592 amino acids.